GUUUGACGCCUCUAAUUCUAUAUUUGUUCGGAAACAGAAAAAGUAAAAAGAGAUAAAUAGACCAAAGAAGUUUCAGAUGACACGUUUCUUUCUCCCCCGGAAAACCACUAUUUAUUGCUUCUCUUCAUUACAAACACUUUUCAUUCUUCAAAACCUCAUAAUUCUUCCUUUGUUCUUCAGUAUCCACCAUAAAUUUUGCAUAUUACACACACUAAUUACACGCACAUGGCACACACUUUUGUUCACAAAGACCAGAUUGACCUCCCUCCAGGUUUCCGAUUCCAUCCAACAGACGAAGAACUUAUAUCUCACUACCUUUACCCAAAGGUUUCAAAUAUCAAUUUCUCAGCUCUAGCGAUUGGAGAAGUCGAUUUGAACAAAGUCGAGCCAUGGGAGCUUCCAUGGAGAGCAAACCUCGGGUAUUGGAAAGCUACAGGGAAAGAUAAAGAGAUUUUCAAAGAGAAAUCGCUCGUGGGUAUGAAGAAAACACUUGUGUUUUAUAAAGGAAGAGCUCCGAAAGGUGAAAAGACAGAUUGGGUUAUGCAUGAAUAUCGAUUAGAUGGAAAGUUUUCAACGAUUAAUCUCCCAAAAUCCUCUAAGGGUGAAUGGGUGAUUAGUAGGGUUUUCUACAAGACUACAGAUUUGCCUCCAUUAAUGGAGAUUUCAAGUGUGGAAGGAGGAUCAAGAACCGAGACAUCUCACGUGACCUGCUUCUCCAAUUCCAUGGAAGAACAAAAACCAAAGAACGAGGAAACAAUGGGUAGUUGGAGCUCAGGGAAUUCAUUAAUGGCGUCAAGAAGUGAUAACGUUUGUUUCCUUUCAAAUCAAAUGGCCCCAAACGUUGAAAAUUAUCAGUAUCAAGACACGACUUGGAUGCAAGAUCCAUCGAUCCUUAAAAUCUUGCUUGAGGCCAACAAUGAUUCAAGUAUACGACAGAAUUUGAAAACUGAAUUGGUGGAUGAUCAAGAUUAUGGUAUGAAUUUGGGUGUUCAAGUUGAUCUUGAUAACAUAUGGAAUUAUUGA
Lactuca saligna is the source of this 1023-nucleotide messenger RNA. The record is from the annotation of a GenBank genome assembly. NCBI's taxonomy places the organism in Eukaryota, Viridiplantae, Streptophyta, Magnoliopsida, Asterales, Asteraceae.